Phaedon cochleariae (mustard beetle) is the source of this 4371-nucleotide messenger RNA. NCBI's taxonomy places the organism in Eukaryota, Metazoa, Arthropoda, Insecta, Coleoptera, Chrysomelidae. The record is from the annotation of a GenBank genome assembly.
AUUUCGUUUUUGUUUUCAGCUGCUGCAAAUGACCAAGAAACGGCAGCUAGUUGGUGGUCAUCAUCAGAACAACUCGCUGAAAACAAUGAUUUCUUCUCGUCCCAAGGUGUCUAUCAGACCCAUCCUGGUUUGCUUCCCGGGAACAGUGGGAGAAGAUCACAUGGACCAGUGAAACAUUUGGAUUAUAGGACAUCCUCGACUGCAGAAUUGAGAAGAAAUCCUUCACUGUCAGCUCCUGACGAGUGCGCUAGAGCCUGUAGAGAAGGAGAACCACCAAAAAUAUGUUAUUACCACUUCACAUUGGAGUAUUACACAGUAUUAGGAGCAGCCUGCCAGGUUUGCACCCCCAACGCGACCAACACCGUGUGGUCCUCCUGCCAGUGCGUUUUAGCCGAUGGGGUCGAGAGGGGCAUUCUCUCGGCCAACAGAAUGCUGCCCGGGCCCAGCAUCCAAGUGUGCGAGGGCGACAAGGUGGUGAUCGACGUGGAGAACCACCUCGAGGGUAUGGAGGUGACCCUCCAUUGGCACGGAAUCUGGCAGCGCGGAAGCCAGUACUACGACGGAGUACCGUUUGUCACGCAAUGUCCUAUCCAGCAAGGAAACUCAUUCAGAUACCAAUGGAUAGCCGGCAAUGCCGGAACUCACUUCUGGCACGCGCACACCGGACUGCAGAAGAUGGACGGCUUAUACGGCAGCAUCGUGAUCCGGCAGCCGCCUUCUAAAGAUCCCAACAGUCACCUCUACGACUACGAUUUGACCACGCACGUGAUGUUGUUGAGUGAUUGGCUGCACGAGGACGCGGCCGAGAGGUUCCCCGGAAGAUUGGCUGUAAACACAGGCCAACACCCUGAGAACUUGUUGAUCAACGGCAAAGGGCAAUUCAGAGACCCCAACACAGGCUUCAUGACCAACACGCCCUUGGAGGUAUUCACCAUCACGCCCGGCAAAAGAUACAGAUUCAGGAUGAUCAACUCGUUGGCCUCGGUAUGCCCUGCCCAGCUGACCGUGCAAGGGCACGAUCUGACACUCAUAGCGGCCGAUGGGGAGCCAGUACAUCCUGUCAAGGUCAACACCAUCAUCUCGUUUUCUGGGGAACGAUACGAUUUCGUGAUCAACGCGAAUCAGCAACAAGGAGCCUACUGGAUGCAACUCAGAGGAUUGGGCGAAUGCGGUGUGAAUAGGGUACAACAGUUGGCUAUCCUGAGGUACGCAAGAGGUCCAUACCAACCGACAUCAGCGCCGCCUAGCUACGACUUCGGUAUUCCGCAGGGAGUGGUUCUUAACCCCUUGGAUGCAAGGUGUAACGAGGUUAGGGCUGAUGCUAUUUGCGUGAGUCAAUUGAAAAAUGCCAAAGAAAUCGACAAAGGAAUUUUGCAACCCAGGCCUGACGUGAAGAUCUUCUUGCCAUUCAGAUUCCACGUUUACACGCCUGAGGAUCUCUUUGCCCCCAACACCUACAACAGACAUCUGGUUGCUCCCAAUGGAGACCACGUGAUCAGUUUGAUAGAUGAAAUUUCGUACAUGGCAGCACCUGCCCCACUGAUAUCCCAAUACGAUGACAUUAGUCCGGAUCAGUUCUGUAAUGGGGACAACAGGCCUCCAAACUGUGGACAGAAUUGCAUGUGCACGCACAAAGUCGAUAUACCAUUGAACGCCAUCGUUGAAGUAGUACUAGUAGAUGAAGUUCAACAGCCGAACUUGAGUCACCCCUUCCACCUUCACGGGUACUCCUUCAACGUCAUAGGUAUCGGCAGAUCGCCCGAUAGGAAUGUGAAGAAGAUCAACCUGAAACACGCCCUAGACCUCGACAGGCAAGGUCUGCUCCACAGGCAGUUCAACCUGCCCCCUGGCAAAGACACGAUAGCAGUGCCCAACAAUGGCUACGUGGUGCUUAGGUUCAGGGCGGACAACCCGGGCUUCUGGCUCUUCCACUGCCACUUCCUUUUCCACAUCCCUGUACAAUGGGCAAACAUACAAAAGUACCAUUUCUUGCCUAUAAUUCCAGUGCGGUAUAGUGAUCAUUUCUGUCGAUGCCACCCAUGUUCUUGUUGUACAGUUACAUCGUGAAAGGCUGUGGAACUUGUACUGAUUUUAUUUUCUGUUGGUUAUACCUUUUUACCAAAUGGAUAAAAUUGACUGUCAGAUGCUUAUUAAGUUGCAGACUUCUUCAUUUCAGCAGUAGAUUUCGAAGGAUUUAUUUAUAAUGUCCGUACGUCCAAAUAAGUUAUUCUAUUUCUAAUAUUAGAUACUCCUGACGUACUACUUGAAUUCAUCUCUAGAAAAUAUUCAAUGACACUAAAUAGAACUAACUCCAACGCAAUCAUAAGCAACAGAAGUAUUUAGAAUCACACCCACGUAUCACGCAGCCGCAAUAUGAUCCAGGGGCGUAUCAAAAAAUUUAAAAAAUGUGGCGUCCUUUUAAUAGGACGGUAAGAGAUUUCUGGGUUUAUCGAAAUUAAUGAAUAGACGUACACAGCGGUUUACCCUCCGAUCAGUUACGUCCCUAGUGAGCGUUGCCCGUUCUUACAUUUACGUGUCUAUCUAGUGUAUAAUCUUUGGUUUUAAUGUUUUCGGUUCCGAUGGCUUCGAGAGAGUUCUUUGGUAAGGUGGCUCUACGACUGAUUAUUGUUUUAAUGCUUCCGACAGACGAUGGGGUAUUCAACGAUUUUCAACUUCUAGACCUUUAGGUGCUGUUUAGUCCCGUUAGACCUUUAAUGUCUCAGUUGCGACCCUACAUUUUACCGGAAAAUUUUUUUAUUCAUUCCUCUCCUAUGAAUUUUAGUAAAGAAGCUGAUCUUUAGUAGUAGUAGUUUACAUAAUUCCGUGGAAUUUCCCGUAUCUACUAUCGCCUAUAGCUUUUCGAAAUAUUGUAUCUCGUUUAUUCGACAUUCUGAAGUACUUGAACAGUUCCUGCUCGUCUUCUAAAAGAUCUGGGAAUAGAUGAUGGAAUUCCCCAAAGUGUUGAAUUUUCAGGUUGAUAUCAGGGAUCUAUUUGCGCUUUUUAUUGUUUUUUCUCUGUUUCUUCUUCCAAAACUACACACUAAUCGCCACAAAUUCUUCGUCUGAACUGUUCACUGCGUAAUACUAAUACAACUAGAUCGGGAUAGCAAGUCGCUAAAACUUACUCAUAUCUCAUAUACAAUUUUUUGCGUGGAAUUCCGCGAUAACAUACGAUGGUUCAAAAUUUUUAUUUCUUUCCCUUCCAUUCCGUUCCUUUCCGUUGCUAUCCAGUCCGUUCCACGAUAGUGUGCGGCCUCCUUUAAGACUAUCCUUUCGGGCCCAUUGUGCUCCCACAUUUCCUGGAUGCAGGUCAGGAUGUACUUUAGGAUAUAUGCUGAUAGAACCUUUUUAGAGGAAUCUGGAAACAAAGAUCAUUCUUAUUCUGACUCACCUUGUAUAUACUCUGGUAAUGUUACUUUCCUCAUAAUUUUCAGCUUAUAUGUGGAAACUCUGAUUGUAAGUAAUAUUGAGUAUAGUUCAAGUUUCAGUUUUAGAAUUAUAGUGAAUUAUAAUUUUGAAUGUAUAAAAAUAGCGUAUAUUCGAAUUUUAUUUUCAUUGUUAUUCUUAUUGUUGAAUACGCCAUUGUCUCUUUGAGUUGCCAUCUUAUUUCGGAAUUUUCUCGAAGAAAUCUUUGACUUCAGUUACCUUGACCAAAUUCGGAUUACCGAUUGCUGAAAAUUGAUCUUGCCAUUCAGAAAGAAAUUGGUUUGCUUUUUUUGUUAUUCUACUUUUUGUAAAUUAUAUUAUUAUUUAUCUAUGAUGGUCUCCUUUUCGCCAUAAUUAUUUAAGGUAAGUAUAGGACUCCUACCUCCUUCCUACUAACAUUUUUCAUUUUUUUAGAAGAAAUUUAACAUCACAGUAGCACAAAUUUUGGAGCUGUUGAGAAGCUGAAAUUUUGUAUAUAUUUAUUAUAAUUAUACAGAUGGCAAAAUUUCCUUGGUUAUUUCAGCAUCUCCUGUCCAUUCUGUGAAACUUUGAAACGAUAUUCCAUCAGCUUCUGUUUAAAUUAUCUAACAACUUCACUGUUUACUCAAAUCUGAGUUUUGUUUUGUUCUUCUAUAAUCUGAAACUGGUCAAAUUUAUGUUGUUUUUUAUUUGGGAUAAUCCGUAGUCAGUCAAAUAAUCAGUGGUUUAUGAUUCAUUUCCUUUUGACUUCUUUAUGUAAUUUUAAGUAUUUAACAGUCCCCUGUAUCCAGAAAUUUUGUUGUACAGACGUUAUGUAUUAUUGGAAAAUGGACCACAAUAUAGGUGUAGUUAUUUAAGAUUGUACUAGUCCUCACAGUCUUUUAUAACAGAUAGUCUGUAAAUUAUCAUGUUACUGUUUUAUAAAUAUUGUGUAUAUUAUAUAAAAUAAAAUGUGUAUAAUGUAUA